AUGAUUAUUAAUAAGCUCCCUGUUGCCAUUUCAGUGCUGGCAAACUUUCGUGGAACGGUUCAGCAUGGGCUGCCCCUGGAGAUCGGAGACACAGUGCAGAUUUUGGAGAAAUGUGAAGGAUGGUACCGAGGAUUCGUUGUAAAGAAUCCAAAUGUCAAGGGAAUAUUCCCAAGCAGUUACAUUCAUCUGAAACAUGCCCACAUUAAGAACAAGGGGCAGUUUGAGACGGUCAUCCCGACGGAGGAAUCGGUCAUCACGGAGAUGACGGUGACUUUGAGAGACUGGGGCACCAUGUGGAAACAGCUCUAUGUGAAGAACGAGGCCGAGCUCUUCCACAGACUCUGGCAUGUAAUGACAGAGAUCCUGGAGCUGAGACAGCAGGUCCUGCUCGGUCACCUGACCCACGAGCGCAUGACUGACAUCAAACAGCACAUUGUAGCGAGGCUCGACUGGGGUAACGAGCAGCUAGGAUUGGACCUGGUUCCCAGGCGGGAUUUCAGUAUGGUAGACCCAGAUGAGAUCAGCAUCACCGAGCUCUAUCGCCUGAUGGAGCGACGACACCGUAAGCGCGAGCCUCCACUUCAGGCCAACAUGCAUCACCUGUUUCUGCAGACCAACAGCUUGCUGAACUGCAGCCUGGCUGAAGAGCUCGAGGUCUUCUUCUUCAUCUACGACAGCAGGGAGAUGCAACCAAUCAGCGAGAGAUUUCUGGUGCGCCUCAAUAAGCAAGGGGUUCCUAAGUCACCUGAGAAAACAGAAAGGCAGUGCACGCUCUUUGUUGAUUUGGGAAGUAGCGAUCUCCGCAAAGAUGUAUAUGUUGUAGCUCAUAUUUUUAGAAUAGGGCGAAUGGUUGCUGGUGAGAAGAAGUCUGUGUGUAACACACAGUACAGACGCCCGUUUGGCUGCGCUGUGAUCAACGUGUGCGAUCUGCUGACAGCUGACUGCAAGGACGAGCACCUGCUCAAAGUUUACUCGUGCAAUACUGAAAGCGAGUGGUAUCAAAUCCAUGACAACAUUAUUCGGAAGGUCAGCUCCCGAUACAGCCAGGUCAGCUCCGGCACAGGACUUGCAGUUUCACUGCAGUUGCUGCACGGAGACCUGGAGCAGAUUCAGAAGGAAUACAUGCGUCUCUUCACACGCAACGUCUCCAUCACGAGGCGACUUGGCUUCUCUGAGAUCAUCAUGCCAGGUGAAAUCAGGAACGACCUCUAUGUGACCCUGGAGAGAGGGGAGUUUGAGAAAGGAGGGAAGAGCGUGGCGAGGAACGUUGAGGUCACCGUGUAUCUGCUGGGAGCUGAUGGCCAGGUACUGAAGGGUCUGGUGUAUUCAGGUUCAGGUGAGCCCGGGAUGGAUGAGUUCCACUCGUUUGUCCUGUACCAUAGUAACAGUCCUCGCUGGUCAGAGCAGAUCAAGCUGUGUGUUCCUCCAGAGCUGUUCAGACUCGCUCACCUGCGCUUCGAGUUCAGACACUGCUCUACAAAGGAGAAGGGAGAGAAAAAGCUGUUUGGUUUCUCAUUCGUGCCACUCAUGCAGGAGGAUGGAAGAACACUGCCGGAUGGCACUCACGAACUCAUCGUCCACAAGUGUGAAGAGACCGCAAACCUGCAGGACUUGUCUCGCUACCUCAAGUUGCCGUUCUCUAAAGCCAGUCUCCAGCCUGGCACUAACCAGACCAUGAAGAGCAGCAAAGAGUCCUUCUGGAUCCUCUCGACGCUCUGCUCCACCAAACUCACACAGAACGGUGACAUGUUGGAUUUGCUGAAGUGGAGAACCCAUCCGGACCGGAUCAUGGACGGCUUGUCCAAACUGAAGGACAUGGAUGGCACAGAGAUAGUUAAGUUUUUGCAGGACACCUUGGACACGCUGUUUGCCGUGUUAGAUGAGAGCCCACAGAGAUAUGGACUGAAAGUGUUUGACUGCCUGGUGCACGUCAUCAAUUUGCUGCAGGACAGUAAAUUCCAGCACUUCAAACCCGUCAUGGACAACUACAUUGAGAAUCAUUUUGCGGGGGCUUUAUCAUACAGAGAUCUGAUCCGAGUUUUGAAGUGGCAUGUGGACCGGAUCAUCGACGCUGAGCACCAUGAGCAGAUACAGCAGGUCUUGAAGGCUGCGGAGUACCUGUUUAAAUACAUCGUGCAGUCUCGCAGGCUCUAUGCAGCAGCGACUGUGGCACAGGGUGAGGACGAGUUCCGCUGCUCCGUCCAUGAACUCUUCAAAUCCGUCCAUCUGUUCCUUUCUCAUGAGAGCAAAGGAAUCAGCCCUGUCACACACACACAGGCUGUGUUCCUGAGGUCGUUUCCCACAGUUUGUUGUGAGCUGCUGAAGGUGUUCGGGGUCCGUGAGGUGGCGAAUCUGGCGCGCGACACACUGAGCAGUCUGCCCACUCUGACACACACAGACUGCCCCCUGCAGGCCGUCAAGCUCCAGUGUGUGGCCAAGACUGUAGAGAGCCCACUUUACACCAACCCAGAGUCGCGAUGUGUGCUCCUACCCGUGGUCCUCCAUCUCCUCCUCACUUACCUGAAGGAGCAGAAGGAGUUGGUUCUGUGUGCGAACAUCCUCACCAGCAUGCUGUCUCUCGUCCACAGAGACCCAAAUACAGAGUGUGUGGCACCUGAAGAAGUGAAUGUAAUAAUGGACAGUCUGUCUGGAGUGUUAUUGAGGACGAUACUGGAGGUAACAAACCGUCCCCAGCCAGCUGCCACCUCAAUGCGUCUGCAAUAUCAGGACGUGACUGGCGAGUUUGUGGCUUGUUUGCUGACUCUCCUAAGGCAGUUAAGUGAUAAGGACUAUCAGAAGCUCCUGAGCCGAUUCCCUACAAAAGAGGAGCUGGCGAAUUUUCUUCUGCAGCUGUUCACUGUCUUUAGAAUACUGAUUCGGCCAGAUAUGUUUCCUAAAGACUGGACAGUCAUGAGAUUGGUCACCAACAACGUGAUCAUCACCACGGUCCUGUAUCUCUCCGACACUCUCAGAAGCAACUUCCUUAAUGAGAAAUUUGACUUCAAGGUAUGGGAGUCUUAUUUUUACCUCUCGAUAAUAUUUGUCAUCCAGCCGUGUCUCCAGCUCGAGACGUUCCCUCCAUCCAAAAGGAAGAAAGUUCUGGAAAAGUACGGAGACAUGAGAGUGAUGAUCGGAUGUGAGAUCUUCAGCAUGUGGCAGAAUCUGGGAGACUAUAAAGUGAAUCUGAUCCCUUCUCUGAUUGGUCCGUUCCUGGAGGUGACCCUGGUUCCGCAGCCUGACCUGAGAAACGUCCUCAUCCCUGUCUUCCACGACAUGAUGGACAGCGAGGAACGCCGCAGUGGCAACUUCAAGCAGGUGGAGGCGAAGCUGAUAGACAAGCUGGAGAGUCUGAUGUCAGAGGGUAAAGGAGACGAGACCUAUAAGGAGCUCUUUAACAACAUAAUCCCGCUGUUUGGUCCGUAUCCGAGCCUGCUGAAAAAGAUUGAGAGAGAAACAUGGAGAGAGAGCGGAGUGUCUCAUAUAGCCACAGUUACACGGCUUAUGGAGAGAUUACUCGAUUACAGGGACUGUAUGAAGAUCGGAGACGUUGAUGGGAAAAAGAUCGGCUGUACUGUCAAUCUGCUGAACUUCUACAAGACGGAGCUGAAUAAAGAAGAGAUGUAUAUCCGAUACAUCCAUAAGCUCUACGAGCUCCACCUUAAAGUCCAGAACUACACAGAGGCAGCGUACACUCUGCUGCUGUAUGAUGAGCUGCUGGAGUGGACAGAGAGGCCUCUGAGGGAGUUCCUCACCUACCCCAUGCAGAGCGAGUGGCAGAGGAAAGAGUGUUUACACCUCAGCAUCAUCCAUAACUUCGACAGGGGGAAGUGUUGGGAGAACUGUAUCAUCCUUUGCCGAGAACUGGCCAAUCAGUAUGAGGCUUACUACGACUACAGGAACCUGAGCAAAAUGAGACUGAUGGAGGCUUCUCUCUACGAUAAGAUAAUGAAUCAACAGAGGCUCGAACCGGAGUUCUUUAGAAUUGGGUUCUAUGGGAAAAAGUUCCCCUUCUUCUUACGGAAUAAAGAGUUUGUGUGUCGGGGGAAUGAUUACGAGCGGUUGGAGGCGUUUCAGCAGAGGAUGCUGAGCGAGUUUCCUCACGCCAUCGCCAUGCAGCACGCCAACCAACCCGACCAGACCAUACUGCAAGCCGAGGCACAGUACCUGCAGAUCUACGCAGUCACUCCUGUCCCAGAGAAUCAGGAUGUGCUGCAGAGAGACGGAGUGCCCAGUAACAUCAAGAGCUUCUACAAAGUCAACCAUAUCUGGAGGUUCCGCUAUGACCGACCCUUCCACAAGGGGACUAAAGAUAAAGAGAAUGAGUUCAAGAGUCUGUGGGUGGAGAGGACCACACUGAGUCUGGCGCAGAGUCUCCCAGGCAUAUCUCGCUGGUUCGAGGUGGAGAAACGGGAGCUGGUGGAGAUGAGUCCUCUGGAGAACGCCAGCGAGGUGAUUGAGAAUAAAACCCUGCAGCUGCGCACACUGAUUGCGCAGUGCCAAACACGGCAGAUGCAGAAUAUCAACCCGCUGACCAUGUGCCUGAACGGGGUGAUCGACGCCGCUGUGAACGGAGGACUCGCUCGCUACCAGGAGGCGUUCUUUGCAAAAGAUUACAUUUCCAAUCAUCCGGAGGAUGGAGAUAAGAUCACCCGUCUCCGAGAGCUCAUGUUUGAGCAGGCACAUAUUCUGGAGUACGGUUUGGCUGUACAUGAGAAAUUCGUUCCACAGGACAUGCGUCCGCUGCACAAAAAACUCAUCGACCAGUUCCAUGUGAUGCGAUCCAGUCUGGGCAUACAGGAGUUUCCUGCGUAUGUGCGUGUCAGCCCUCUGCACUUUGCCAAUGGCAGUCCUCGAACCUGCAGGACUCCUGUCCCGAACACCAUCAGUCCAGACGGAGGACGAAUAGUGGCGCGACGCAGUCCCCUCAGUUACCCGGCUGUCAAUCGCUAUUCGUCAUCCUCACUGUCAUCACAGGCCUCCAACGACGUCAGCAACAUCACAGGCCAGUCAGAGAGCUCGGAUGAAGUCUUCAACAUGCAGCCAAGUCCGUCUACCUCAAGCCUCAGCUCGAACCACUCUGGCUCUCAUAACGUGAACAACUCAGCUCCGACAAGCAAUAGAGCGUCUCCACUGCCGUUGGACAAACACAAGCAUUCGAAAGAGAAUGCGUGUCUCUCACCCAGAGACCGACUGUGCAGUGGUGUUUUCUCCAACCCUUUGGACCCCACACAGAGGAUGAUGCCGUUCCAGAUAGACGCAAGUUUGCCACGCUGUGAGGCCAGUUUCCCCACAGCAGAAACUGCAGCUCAAGGCAAGAACAUAAGGUCUUUGUCUCCAAUGCCAACCUCUAAGUCUCCUCAAAAGACCUCCGUUCCUCCCCUCACCCCUUCUCCGACUGACGGUUUGCCCACGGGCAGCUUGGCGUCCCACUCACCCGCCCGCUCUGGCAGCUACAGCAGUGGCAUCUCCUCUCUCAGUCGCUGCAGUAUGUCUGAGACAUGUGGCAUCGAUGCAGCACCUGAGCCAUCCAUGCCUGCAGUCCUGCCCGUUGACAAUGCCAUUCGGCGCGGCAGCAAGACGCCGCCGCCCUACAGCGUGUACGAAAGGAACAACCCGCGCCGCGCCACCCCACUGCCCCACAGCCUGUCCGUGCCACCUGCUACAGACAGCACCAACCUGCCCGCCAAACCACAACUAAGCCGCACGCAAAGGAUCAACUCGGAACCACGGCACAGGAUCACGCCACGGAAAGUCUCCCAGCUGUAG
Messenger RNA from Neoarius graeffei (lesser salmon catfish), 5766 nucleotides. It is a transcript of the gene dock4a, whose product is annotated as dedicator of cytokinesis 4. The record is from RefSeq and is a predicted model, not a curated record. Gene Ontology annotation, molecular function: small GTPase binding; guanyl-nucleotide exchange factor activity. The transcript is spliced from 51 exons. Bases 1 to 5766 code for a protein of 1921 amino acids. NCBI's taxonomy places the organism in Eukaryota, Metazoa, Chordata, Actinopteri, Siluriformes, Ariidae. Gene Ontology annotation, cellular component: plasma membrane; cytoplasm. Gene Ontology annotation, biological process: cell chemotaxis; small GTPase-mediated signal transduction.